This is a messenger RNA of Aspergillus luchuensis, 354 nucleotides long. RefSeq lists its product as uncharacterized. The coding region runs from base 1 to 354 and encodes 117 amino acids. The transcript is spliced from 2 exons. The record is from RefSeq and is a predicted model, not a curated record. NCBI's taxonomy places the organism in Eukaryota, Fungi, Ascomycota, Eurotiomycetes, Eurotiales, Aspergillaceae.
AUGGCGACCUCCGACCACUCCAAAAUAUCGCAGGAUGCUCAAAAAAUCUUUAACUCGGAUCCCAGUCUGUUCCUGCAAGAUAAAACGUUGACAGGACGGGGUAGCCAUUCGCCCUCAAUGAAAGACAAUAAACAGUCCCAGUCCGUAUAUGAGCUAUGGGAAGGGGUACAUCACGGGUUAGAAUGCCAGAAGCCCAUAUUUGACGAUUCUCUACAACGGGGUGGGGAUAUUGAUCCCGCUUUCGUAGAUUUUCGCGGCUCGCAUGAUCGGCGAAAAGCGCAGCGACUGCCUCACCACAGGGAUUUGGGUUUGAAUUCACUAUGCUGCUUAUUUGAUACGACCAGAGGUCUAUAA